Messenger RNA from Penicillium arizonense, 1542 nucleotides. RefSeq lists its product as uncharacterized. Bases 1 to 1542 code for a protein of 513 amino acids. Lineage: Eukaryota; Fungi; Ascomycota; Eurotiomycetes; Eurotiales; Aspergillaceae. The transcript is spliced from 8 exons. The record is from RefSeq and is a predicted model, not a curated record.
AUGGGUGGGCUACCUCUAUGGAGAAGCCCAUUGUCACAGCCAAAUGACCGGCUGGGUCAAACAGUCGAAGGCGUGGCCGACGUUACAACCCAAGACGAGACGCUCUUUGAGAACCCUCAGUUUGAGCACUAUGAAGCAACCUCCAAUAUUCAGCUGUUUUUCGAUCUCUUCUUCGUUGCUAAUUUGACCUCAUUCACAAAUGCCCAUGAGAUCAACAGCUCACAGAAAAUGGCCUCUUACGUCGGUUUCUUCUGCAUCUUGUGGUUUACCUGGGCCCAAGUGACUUUGUACGAUGUCCGGUUCGCCACAGACAGUGUUCUGGAACGUGUCGCCCAUGCAUGCCAUUUCGGAGUUAUGGUUGGGCUCGCGAUCAUCGGACCCGAAUUUUUGAUGGAAGCUGAGGGGUGGGGUCCCCUGCAGCAGCUGUCACUUAUCCUAAUGGCGAGCCGCGUGGUUCUAUUCUGUCAAUAUGGUUCAACUCUGUUCUUUGCCUGGAGGUAUCGCGCCACCCGUGUACCAUUGAUAGCAGUGAUGGUGUCCCUAUUCAUUGCCGCCUUCAUCUAUCUUGGUGUAUCAUUUGCCUUCUACCGACGAACGGCUUACAAUGCCUAUGUCGCGUGGUAUGUGGUUGCUGUGAUAGAAGUUGGGGUUAACUUGGCCCUUGCAGCCCAAUGGAAAGCUAUGUCAUUUGAGAAAACACAUCUCGUGGAGAGGUUGACUUGCCUGACACUGAUCAUCCUCGGCGAGGGCAUCAUUGGCCUGACUAAGACAAUUGUCAAGAUUGAGACCUUCGACCUCAAAUUCACCGCUGCUGAUAUUGGCUCUAUUAUAUCGGCAGUACUGGUCAUUUAUUUUGUUUAUCAAAUAUAUUUCGAUAAUGUCCGUAUGGAGCCAUUUGGCUCCGUCCGCCAGCAGCUAUGGUCAAUACUCCAUUUCCCUUUCCAUCUGGCUCUCGCUCUCAUGAUGGAAGGGACAAAUCAGAUCCUAUUGUGCGCUCACGUCGUUCAAGACCUUUUCAAACUGACGGCUCUGUUUUCAGAAGAGGCCCCGACACAGGAUCUGCUCACUACGCUGAAUGAAACAGUUCAUACUGUCUACGAGAGAUACCCCUCCACACAAGCCGUGUUUGACGAGGUCGAAAAGUCUUUGAAUGCAGUCUUGAACGGUGAUGCUAACAACACGGAGGAGACACUAGCAGACGUCAAACUCGUGUUUAGCGAGAUGACCAAAACCAUCAUUGAAGGCUUUGGCUGGGAACCACCAAAAGAAGUACCCGAGGAGGACUUUACUGCAUAUGGAAACUCGAUCGGUACUUCUGCACAUCACGCUGGUUAUUCCCGUUUGCGGUAUAUCAGUAUUGGUGCCAACAUCCUCGUUGGGCUGGGUCUUGCUCUGCUGAGCACCUCGGUCUUAACCGAUGCGGCAGGGAACCUGGGUACAACGCCCUGGACACUUCCUGCGCUCACAUUAAUAUUGCUCGCUUUGCUUCUCUUACACCAUUUGUCGGUUGGGCCUCCGAAGCCUGAAUCAAAGGACAACUAG